Molecule: messenger RNA, 3580 nt
Organism: Ciona intestinalis (vase tunicate)
Lineage: Eukaryota; Metazoa; Chordata; Ascidiacea; Phlebobranchia; Cionidae
Source: RefSeq, a predicted model, not a curated record
AUCAAAAAUAAAUUAAAAACGCUGUGUUUACAAAAUACUAAAUACACAUUUGAGUUGUAUGUUUGUGUUUACGCAAAGUUUGUAAUUUGUAUUGCUUGUUGGACUAUCACUGUUUCAAGGACAAAGAUUUAAAUGGAAACUCCUGCCAGAGAUGUUUACUGACCCCACCCCUCCAAUUUUUGCAUCCGGCGAUGAACUUGUGCAACUUACCAGGGGAACGAUUACUAAAGAACAAAUUACUUGGAGGAAAAAACUUCAUCAAUUAAUAUUUAACGGUUCGAAACCUCUGCUUUCUUCAGCAAGGAGCAACGAACUUAAUUCAAGUCUUUCCAAUUCUUACAAGAAGAAACCGAUUCCACGUAAAGAUUCACGUUCCAACAUCGGUGAAAUGAAGGAUUUGUGGGGAAUCAAAGCGGCUGAAGCUGCUGAGUUGUCUGUGGAUGAGGUGAGCCAGCAACUACAAGCGGAUACGAAAUGGGGAUUAAGCGAUGGUGAAGUUAGUAGAAGGAGAAAAACUCAUGGAUUUAAUGAAUUUGAAAUCAAACCAGAUGACCCGCUGUGGAAGAAAUACAUUAUGCAGUUUAAAGACCCCCUCAUUCUACUACUUCUUGCAUCAGCUGUUGUUAGCAUUGUGAUGAAACAAUAUGAUGAUGCGCUAAGUAUCGCCAUAGCGAUCAUUAUUGUGGUAUCGGUUGCUUUCGUACAAGAAUAUAGAUCAGAGAGGUCAUUAGAAGAACUGACGAAACUUGUGCCACCAUCUUGUACUUGUAUGAGAGGAGGCAAACUUGAGAAGUUUCUUGCUAGGAACCUCGUGCCUGGUGAUAACGUUCAUUUCUCUGUUGGUGAUCGAAUACCUGCAGAUAUUCGCCUCUAUGAGGCUGUUGAUCUUCUCAUUGAUGAAAGCAGUUUCACUGGCGAGACCGAACCCGUGAACAAAGUUACUGAGGUUAUGGCGACAUCUGCUGGUGGAAAGUCGCAAACCAAUCGGUUUAAUGUUGCUUUUAUGGGGACUCUGGUUAGGAAUGGGAGUGGCAAGGGCAUAGUAAUAAGCACGGGUGAGAACUCCGAGUUUGGUGAAGUAUUCCGUAUGAUGCAAGCAGAAGAUCCACCUAAAACACCACUUCAAAACUCUAUGGGGGACUUGGGGAAAUUAUUGUCAUUUAUAUCAUUCUGUAUUAUUGGAGCCAUUAUGUUGCUUGGAUGGAUACAACAACGCCCUCUGCUGGACAUGUUUACCAUCGGCGUCAGCCUUGCAGUAGCUGCCAUACCUGAAGGUCUACCCAUUGUUGUCACGGUAACACUGGCCCUGGGAGUCAUGAGAAUGGCAAGGAAAAAAGCGAUCGUGAAGAAAUUGCCAAUUGUAGAAGCUUUAGGUUGUGUGAAUGUAAUAUGUUCUGACAAGACAGGAACGCUGACCAAGAAUGAAAUGACCGUCACACAAAUCUACACAGCUGACCAAGUUGUAGCAGAGGUAUCUGGAGUUGGUUACAAUGAUGAUGGAGAUGUCACUGUGUACGACCAGGUUGUCACCGCAAACUCACACCCUCUGAUAGCUACUGCAGUACAGAUUGGUGCGAUUUGCAACAACUCUCGUAUCCAUGACAACACGUUGUUGGGACAACCAACAGAGGGCGCUCUACUCGCUCUCGCUAUGAAGAUGGGGUUGGGUGAAUACCGCAACAGAUUCACUCGCGUAUCGGAGUUACCGUUCACUCAUGAUAGAAAGUGGAUGUCAGUGACUUGCUAUGAUAAUAUUGAUGUGAAUCAAAGAGAGAUAGUAUAUGUGAAAGGAGCUGUUGAAAGAGUUCUCAGUCAGUGUGAUACCUUCCUGUGUGGUAAGGAGGGGGAUUCCCCUGCAUCGCUACCACUCACCAAAGCCACCAUGGAAAACUAUUUGGAGCAAGCAAAAUUUAUGGGGAGCACAGGGUUAAGAGUCCUUGCACUGGCCAGUGGGAGCAGCAUGGGAAACCUCACUUUUGCUGGGUUGGUUGGAAUAUUAGAUCCACCACGUCCGGGGAUCAAGGAAGCCGUGCGAGUUUUAUCCGCUGCCGAUGUUUCAGUGAAGAUGAUAACGGGGGAUGCAAAGGAGACGGCUGUUUCUAUUGCUACACGACUUGGUAUAUACUCCCGAGGUGGAAUGGUGAUGUCAGGAUCCGAUAUUGAAGGUUACGACCUUAGUCAACUGGCUGAUCGUAUCGAGCACGUGGAGGUUUUCUACAGAGCAAGCCCUAAGCAUAAACUGAAGAUUGUUAAAGCAUUGCAAGAGCGCGACCUAGUGGUAGGAAUGACAGGCGACGGGGUAAACGACGCUGUUGCGCUUCGUAAAGCUGAUGUUGGUGUUGCCAUGGGAACAGCGGGAACGGAUGUUUGUAAAGAAGCCGCGGAUAUGAUUCUUGUGGAUGAUGAUUUAUCUACUAUUAUGGCAGCCAUAGAGGAAGGGAAAGGAAUCUUCUACAAUAUUCGGAACUUUGUCAGUUUUCAACUCAGCACGAGUAUUGCAGCAUUGUCACUAGUGGCGCUAUCCACAUUAUUUAAACUCCCCAACCCCCUUAAUGCAAUGCAAAUAUUAUGGAUUAAUAUCAUCAUGGAUGGCCCUCCUGCGCAAAGUUUAGGGGUGGAGCCUGUAGACAAGGAUGUGAUUCGUCGACCCCCACGUAAGGUGAAAGACCCCAUUGUGACAAAAGAAUUAAUCGCCAAGGUUCUUGUUUCAGCUACAGUGAUAGUUGUGGGAACGUUGUAUAUAUUCUGGAGGGAGAUGCGUGAUAACAUCAUCACGCCACGUGAUACAACAAUGACUUUCACAUGUUUCGUGUUCUUUGAUAUGUUUAAUGCAUUGGGGUGCAGGUCCCAGACAAAAUCAAUCUUCAAAAUUGGUUUCUUCCAAAACAAAAUGUUCCUCAUAGCAGUUGGGGGUUCAGUACUCGGCCAGUUCCUUGUUAUUUACUUUCCUCCAUUACAAGCUGUCUUCCAAACUGAGGCUCUUGGCUUCUUAGAUAUUGUUUUACUGCUUGGAAUAUCUUCAAGCGUGUUCAUUGUGUCCGAGAUCUGGAAGCAAUUGUUUGACUUCACUAUGAAGCAAAGAAGGAAAAAAUCGUUUAAAAAAUUUGCAGAUUUUGAACUCGUUUGAUGGCAGUUGAACACUCUAUUAGCGAUACGUUACGUUAAAAACGUUUAUUUAAAUUAGCUGCUUGCCAUUAUGACAUGCAGUGUUUCUGACAUCAUAAUUCAAUGUCACUUAUGGCUUUGUGAUGUCACAAUUUUAAACUGCACUGUGACAAAUGGUUAAUGAUGUGAAAUUCAUGUGACAGCAGUAUUCAUGAUUGCAUAAUAUCGUGAUUCUUUACCUUAUUAAUUCAAAUUUUCACAGCUAGUCAAUAUUGCUUUUGAAAUUUCAUCUCAUUCGUCCAAGCCAGUUAGAAAAGAACGUUAUUUAGAGCGCAACUUGUUUAAAAAAUGAAUCUUUUUUAUUAGAAUCAAGACGAAUUCAAAAUAUUUGUUUUUGUCUGAUAUAUUGUAUGCGUUUCUGUUUCAUUUUUAUCAUCCUGUUAGAAAUUUGAAAUAAAUCACAUCGUAACUGUGA